This is a messenger RNA of Trichoderma virens Gv29-8, 372 nucleotides long. RefSeq lists its product as uncharacterized. The record is from RefSeq and is a predicted model, not a curated record. The coding region runs from base 1 to 372 and encodes 123 amino acids. Lineage: Eukaryota; Fungi; Ascomycota; Sordariomycetes; Hypocreales; Hypocreaceae. The transcript has 5 exons. Gene Ontology annotation, biological process: response to oxidative stress.
AUGGCCAUUUCGCCGACCCAAUUCGCCAAGAAGACGGCGCAAUCGACCAGCUGGUCGGAUGCGAAGCGUCGAGUCCUUUCUUCCUACCGCGAAUGGAUCCGAGCUGCGCCUGAAAUCCAAACGAUGUACAAUGUCCCUCUGCCCAUCUCGACCCUCCGAACACGGAUGCGACAGGAGUUCGAGCGACACCGAUAUGCGAACCAGCUCUCCAUAGUCGACGUGCUCCUCUUCAAGUCUCACACAGAGUACCAGGAGACAAUGAACUUCUGGAAGCAGCAGACUCACAUCAUGUCUUAUUUCAGCGACAACUUUAGAGGGGACAAGAGGCUUCCGUCCAGCUUCAUGGCUGGCUUCCUUGAGGGUCGAAAUUAG